CCCACACACCCAUGUGCUGCUAUCCGCCAUUGCUCUAAACUCCGAAGCUACAAGACGAGCCGAUCGGAGCGUGGAGGGAUGUCGGCGGGUGCAGGAGAAGGUAGCGGGAGCAAGGUGUUCAACCUGGGCCCGGCGGCGAGCUACCAAGCAGAGGAUCUGGUGAUAAAGCGAAAGGCCCCUGGUCGGGACGAGGAGAGCCUUGUGAAAUGGAGCCUCGCAGAUCCCGACGCCCUCUCCAAGGAAGAAUAUGACGAGUAUGGAGAGAAGAUGUGCCAGACGUAUCUCGUGUGGAUGCGGAACGCGGAGGUGGAGGCUUGCUGUCCCAAUCUGCUGUCUCUCCAGAGAGCUCACGACAGCCGGCAGCACCCCCCGCAGCAAGGCGGCCUCGAGGCAGCGGCCGGGGAGCAGCAAGCGGCAUCGUCCAGCUCCGCAGCAGGCAAGGAAGGAGAGGCGGGCGAGGAGUCCGUGACGGAGAUGGUGGAGGACAUCAAGAGUCUGGUCGCCAGAGCCAAGCGCAUCUUCGCCAGGUCUCGGGAAGACGCGAGGAGGGGGCUGGGGAAAGCAGGAACGAAGAUGCUGGCUAGCACCAUGAACAUUCUCAGUGCGUACGCGCAGGUCGGCGCCGUUGCGAACACGUUCCGCGAGAGCGGAGCGCUGGACUUGCUGCUGGACCUGCUGACGUCCGAGGACGGCGACAUACGACGCAGCGCAAGCGAGGUGCUCCGUUCCCUGGCCACGUUCGACGCGGGGAGCCGCGCCUACGUGCUGCUGAAGCUCACGGAGGGGGACGUGAGUGGGGCAGACAACUCCACCUCCCAGAGUCGGCAGAUGAUGCUGGAUCUCUUCUCGGACACUGCGUCUGUGAACGAGAGCGAUGUAGUUCUCAGCAGCACCACACUGCCACAGGUGCCGAGUCGGUUCAUCUACUACCUCCUGAAGAAAUAUCUCCACGUCAACUCGCUCAUCAAGGACCAUGACUCCGCCUCCUCCCUGUCUGUUGCUCGCAGGCGACGACAAAACCCUCCAGCGAUUGCGGGACUUUGAGGUGUUCGAUGCACAGUUCGAUCUCCUCGCGGAACUCUUCUUCGUCUUCAACUGGUUCGAGGGAACCUUGCUCGAGGAAUACCAGAAGACGAUCCAGCGGGCCUUGAAGGGGGUCUCAAUUUUCACGGGGACCAUGCCCACCGCGGAGGCGCUGGCCCCCCGCAGGAAGAAGAAGAAGGUCUACAAGACGAGAGCGGAUUUCGGCACUGACGACAAAUACGGGAACUACGUGAAGAAUACACUUCGCCAGGGAAUGAGGGUGAAGGCCAGAGGCAGCUAUGAGUCGGUGUCAGAGGGGGACUAUGGUGUGUAUCGUCAGACCAACAACGGCCAUCCUCCCGCUCAGUUUGCCUGGGACGGUCUCGGGGGUGACACCUACUGGCUGUGGUGGCAUCAGGUCGAGAUCCUCCCUCCCAUCUCCUUCGACAAUGAAGAUGACGACCCGGCCACGAUAGCGUACCAGCGACCGCUGAAGCAGCCGUACGUGAUGCGAUCUCUGGACUGGCCGACGGACGUGUCUCUCUCGCAGGUGCCCGUGAGUCAGCCGUUCUGGUGGGAGGUCCUCUGUCUGGCCAACACCGACCCCGAGCUGGUGGAGACGGUUGUCAGUAUCAUCAGACUUCCCCACAUCAAGACGCUGGCAGACCUGGUGUCGUACACCCCAACCCACGCCCAGUGUGCCCAGAUCCUCGAGGCCAUGGAGAGAUCCGCCCCGUUCCUCGCCAGAGAGCCACUCAGCGUCAAGGAACUGAGCCAGUUCCGAGAGAAGUACUCCGACCCCACGCAGGAGAUAGCCGUCGCCAACGACAACCCGGACGAGCAGGACAAGGCGUUAGCGGGGCCGUACCGACUGGUGGCUCCGUACCUUGACCCCUACGACCAGGAGGACCCCAUCCACAGCUACCUCCCUCAUGACAUACCAAACUUUGAGGACAUGUUGCAAGGAUCACGCAAGGAGAUCGAGCAGCUGUUUAGAACAGAGUUUGAGGGCAAAUUCCCUCAGUCUCGCCGAAUGCUGGAGACACUGGCCAAAGAAGGUCUAGAGGAUGCCCCCCAGAACUUUCUCCGGACCGUCUCCGGUUAUCUCAAGUACCGUCGCGAGGACCAGGACCCCGUGAUGCAGCUGCGUUCUCUGGAGCACCGGCAGGACGGCACCAUGGCCCUCAUCACUCAGGUCAGAGAAGCCCUCGAGAAGCACGUGGCGGAACACCCGACGAGUGCCCGGGUGGCCACCCACGGUCUCCGUGCCUACCGCUCCGGAGUCCAGGCCAUCAACGUGGACUCGGAGCGCCAGGCCGCAUGCACCAGCGGGCUCUUCAACCAGUUCCUGAGACUCGUGAAAAUGAGCCCGACUUCUUGCAAACUGCAGUGCGUAGGGGUCGACUGUUUCUUCCACCUCAUGGGCGGGUUCUCCAUCUUUGCCUCCGUGCCGCACCCGCAGUCAGGCCGGAAGACGGUGGGCGGAGUUUCGGAGGCGACCAAGGCGAUAGUGAUCGGGACACUGGAGAGUCUAGUGACGUCGGAUGGGGAAGAGGGAGGACUUAGGGUCAUUGUUUCGGCUCUGGCCACCAUUGUUGACUGCUAUAAUAUGGAGAUGGGCCCCAUUGAAAAGAAAAACUGUGUCUACGCGGUUCGUCACGGCCUCUUCAUUCUCGCUGGCCUCCUGAAGGACUGCGAACUCCAGCAGAAGAUGGUCGGCUGGGGCAUCCCCGACCUUCUCUACAACGUCAAGACCAAAUUCCCCGAGUUCUCCACGAAGAAAGACGUCUGUGCGCUGAUCGUCGAGUUCUCCCCAGAGUGUGGCCACAUGAAGGACAUGCUGGAUAGAGACGACUUCGGCUCUGAGGAGGCGCGGAAGGCACUGGUGAAGGAGAUGCUGUCGGUCAUCAAGGCUCUGCGGAGGUCGGAAGACAUCUACUCGCGAAACCCUCUCCCUCGUCUCCUCCGAAUCAUGGACAGGGACAUGACCUCCAACGACAUGUUUCUCAGACCUGGAGUGACGUUUGCCAGGGCAUUCCUGAAAAACAAGGGAGUGUUCUACCUAACGCAGGCCAUGGACGCCAACAAGAGUGCCACCUUCACCGAGAACGCCCUCACGAUCCUGGGAUCACUGAUCAAGGUUGACGAGGAAACGGCGGCUCAUGUGGUGAUGCAGGGAGGACUCCGUGCCGUCUCUACCUGCAUGCACACCUUCCCCGGCAACAAACCAAUCCAGAGACUGUGUCUGAAUGUUCUGGAAGCUCUGUCCAAGGACAGUGAUCAUGUGACUGUCAUGUACCACGUCAAUCUCCUCCCGGCCCUCAAGAACGUCCGAGAGAAAUAUCCCGACGAUUUCGACUUGACAGAUGUUGCGUUUGCAAUGAACGAACUAAUCGAGGCGAACAAGCUGACGGAAGCCGAGCGGAACCAGAAGAUCAUUAGGAUCAUCUUUGCCGGGAUGAUGGAGAUGAUGUUGAACUCUGUCGAAGACAGCCGGCGCGCCUGGUCUCCGCUGUUUGUCCCGAAGUUCAGCGCCUUUGUCAAGUACCUGUCGGCAGGCUCAGGAGGAGGAUUGAGCAUGGCCCUGCGGGACAACUGCUGGGAGAAGACUGAGGUCUCCAGCAACAGUCACCGUAGCUCCCGUAUCCUUGACAACGAUAGCUCCACCUACUGGGAGAGUACCGGACGCAACGGGUCCCACUGGCUGCGGCUCUACAUGAAGAGAGGCCUCAUUAUCAAGAAGCUCUGUAUGGACGUGAACCCAAGUGAUUCCAGUUACAUGCCCCAGCGGAUCACGGUGCAGGGGGGCGUGGCAGCCGACCACGUGGAGGACCUGAGCACCGUGUACAUUCCGUCCACGUUCCUUGGGGAGUUUGAGUUGCUGAAAAACUGCAAGAAACACUACCCGGUCAUUGUGCUACGCAUCAAGAGGAGCCAGCAGGGAGGUAUAGACGUGAGGGUGAGGAGGAUCACGUGCGAGACGACCCGCACAUCUCUCUGGUCACUGUUCGGAGACCUCUUCUCUGUGAGGACCAAACUGUUCUACAACAUCCAGGUCCAGACGUGGCUGAACGAUCCUUCCCUCACCUCCCUCGACGUGUUCGACAGGAUGAACGCGGUGGUGCUACACGAGCAGCUGUUCGCUGACCAUUUCUUGAUGACGCCAGCUGCCCGCUACUCUCUGGGGCAGUCUCUCCGCGUGGCCCUCAUUACACCACUCAUCGACAAAUUCACCGUCACUCAAGUUGAAGGAGGGGAGAAGGGGUCAAGCCUGCCGACUCUGAUGAAUGACUACGUCUCUCAGAUGCAGCCGCCCGUCGCCACCCAGUGGCAGGCGCUGGUUGCCUCGACGACCGUGGAGCAGCUGGAGGCAGACACCUCCGCCUUUGCCAGUCAGAGUUUCGACUUUGUCGGAGGACAAAAGAGGUUGAUACAGAUGUCACGUAUCAGGAGGAUGUGUCGUCUCCUGGUGGACUGCGACAUGAACACGCCCACCAGGCGAGCCAUGGAACUGGGGAUCGAGCCGAACACUGCCGACCUUCGAACCCUCAUCGGUCUUGUCGGGGGAGGGGAAAAGGGAGUCGUCCAGUCUGGAGACAGUAUCACAGCCAUAGCCUUCUGCUGGCGGGACCUGGUCAAAGCUCGCGUAACCGGUGUGGUAAACCGGUUUGACCAGUACGACUCACCGCAGGCCCUGGCGGCCGACUUGGUCAGCGUCUACGACCAGCUAAAGCAGGCAAUGCUGGAGCUGUUUGGCGGGCACUCGACCUUUGCACUCUCGCUGAAGGAGGGUUUUUCGAAUGCCUUCAGGAGCCUCAACGAGAUGCAGGGACUUAGGUUCUGCGAGAUCCUCUGUCGGUGUAUCGACUCCCUAAUGAACACCGCCUGUCGGGACGCAGCCCGGUUCCAGUCCGUGGGCGAACACCAACGCGAGGCCAUGCUCAUGCACUUUGCAGAGCCACUGCAGUUCAUCCAUAACCUGGACAUUGCUCACGUCUUUGAGCACUACUAUCGGCGCCACCUUGCGGCCAGACUCCUCCGCGGACGCUCCGUCUCCAUGACGCUGGAGAAGCGUCUAGUGCAGACCUUCUCUCACUGCUUCCCCCACAAGUACCCCAGGCAAAUGCUGCAGGAUCUAGAAGAGUCAGGGUCACUGAUGGACAGGUUCUGUGACAGCGAACUGCUCGAGAGCCUCGACCAAAUGAUCAUCCAGACUGCCUCCAGCAACAUGAGCCAGAAGGUCAUGGACCUAGCCAUGCGCUCCUCGUUCUACCGACAGAGAAGGCUGCAGGUGUCAAUCCUAAAUGCCUGUUUCUGGCCGCUCCGCCAUCACCCCAUGCCCUCUCCCUCCUCCCUCCCCAAACCCCUGGACUCCUUCUGUGAUGAGUACCAGAAGUUCUUCAAUGCUGCCCAUGAGAAUGCAGUGAAGCAACACGAGAGAGCGAGAAAGCUCCAUUGGACCCUGCAUGGGUGGGCGUCGGUCCAAUACUCCGGUCUCAACCUCUCUGUCACCACCGUUCAGAUGAUCGUCCUCCUCUUCUUCAACUCAGCUGAGACCCUCACGAUGAAGACACUCCACGAUUCGACCCUCAUCGACUACUCUGAUCUCUCAGAUGCACUCCUCGGACUAACAGCCAAGCGACAGAGCGUCCUUCUCCACACCCACAACCUCGGCUCCGCCCCUCCUCCUUCGGAGCUGCCACCCGGCGACAACGUAGCAACAGCUGACGCCCCUCUGCCCAACACCCACUUCCGACCGAGUAGCGUCUUCACGAUAAACGAGGCGUUCCCGAUGGAAGUAGGGCGGAGUCAAGAGUCGAACAUCGUCCUGUUCCACGAAGUGAAGAAGAUCAACAGGAAGAAGGGUCCGAGCCACACCCGGGCGGAACGGAUCCUGGACCUGACCCACAUCCUGGAACGGAGACGGACCAUCAUGGAUGCCGGGAUCAUCCGCAUCAUGAAGAAGGAGAAGGAGAUAGCUGUCAACAGCCUUGCUAUCAAGAUCAUCAAGGCCUGUGGCACCGGUCGAUUCAGUGACAGACAGAUUGAGUUUGGCAAGUUUGAGGUCGAAGUUCGCGACGUGUGCUCACGAGUGGAGCGACUCAUCGGAGACGGAUAUCUGAAGCGAACCAAGAAUAAUCCCCAGACCGUGGCCUACGUCCCCGAUCCAGACUCACAGCCGGAAACAGCUGCAAAAGAGGGAGAGGGAGAGGGAGAGGAGGAGAGGGAGAAAGAAGAGACCAUGGAGCAAGAGAUAGGGGAGGGAGAGGAAGAGGAGAAAUCAGUGAGAAAGAGGCCCACAUCAGGUGGCGGGUCGCCAGCCGUGAAGAAGAAUAAGCGUAGGAAGGAGGAGGGAGCGCAGCUGCUGAAGGCCCUUCUCUCCUCGCCCUCCAUGACCGUGGACAAGGUGGAGGAGAAAAUGGUCGGCGAACUGGACAGCCUAACUCAGAUUCUGCAUGUGGAGCGGCCCCUGCUGGAGGCCCUCCUGGUCCACUCUAAAUGGAACCACAACCAACUGCUCCGGCAGUACCUCGAGAACAGCACCACCGUCAUGAAGGAGGCGGGGCUUGGGGACGGAGACGGUGCCGAGCCGCCGCCCGCCGACUCCCAGGUGACUUGCCCCGCCUGUCUGAAACAGAAGAACGUUGCCGAGAGCAUGUGGCUAUCCUGCAACCACGUCUGCUGCAAGACCUGCUGGGAGCGACACCUGAGGACAGAGCUGGAAGCAGGCCACGCCCUCUCCUCCGCCUGCCUAGUUGAGAACUGCCCCGCCCGAACAACUCGGGCCUUCUUUGCCGCCGUUCUCGGAGAGGACAGCGAGGAGUUUAAGAAAUACAACUCUGCAGUCAUAGACUCCUAUAUCGAGUCGAACCCUCAGUUGACCUGGUGCCGAAACCCCGCCCAAUGCGACCAGAUCCUCUCCAGAGGUGAAGGGGUUAACUCGGGAACCUGCCGCAAGUGUAAAUGGUGUUCCUGCUUCCUCUGCAAGUACAAGGAGGGGCACCCCCCAGCGUCCUGCGAGGACAUUGAGAAGUGGAUCAAAGAGGGAGGUUACCAUGACGGCAUGGACCAGCAGGCCAAGACGAAGCACCUGAAGACACUGACGGUCAAGAAAUGUCCGGCGUGUCAGGCCCAGGUCGAGAAACACGACGGAUCUCUCUGCCAAACCUGCAAGUGUGGCAUGAAGUUCUGCUGGAAGUGUGUCAGACCUUGGAAACCACUUCACAGCGACUACAGCAACUGCUCCUUCAAGUUUGGUGCCAAUGCUCGUCAGCACAGGAAGUUGAAUGACUAUAACGAGAGGGUCACCAACUCCUACAAGUCCAGGGACUUUGCCAUGAGACUGUGUGACAUCAUGACCAGCAUCGGAGAGGCCGUCCCAAUGAAGACCCUCAGUUUUGUGAACGACGGCUGUGAACUACUCGUCCAGUGUCACAAGAUGAUGAUAUGGGCCACCAUUGCUGAGUACUACACUCCCCAGGACGGCACUGCCUACCUCACCUUCCUCGUGGAUGAUCUCGACGCAAACACCACAGCUCUUCAGACCUUCCUCGAGAAUGUCCUAUUACGAGGAGAGGACAUGGCCACAAGUCUCCGUUCCAUCAGGGAGCGAAGACUCCUGCGGAACUACCGUCUCGUCUCCAAGAUCGAGAACACCAUGAACAAGUUCCUGAUUGGAUUCCAACACAGUUUCAAACUCGGAGACCCAUCAGCUGAGGUUCCUGCUAGUGCCAUGGCCAAGUUGAAUCCAAUUUUGCAAGAGGUUGAACCUGUUUACAGUGAGGACGAAACCGAAGAUGAGAAUGAAGAGGAGAGACAAGAUGACGAUAAUCUGAGCUGUGUAUACAGUGACGACGGGUCUCAGGAUCUCCCUAGCGACGUGGAAUGGGGUAACGAGUUUGAAGAGGAUCUUGGAAUGUACUCUUAUUUCUGAGACCACACCUUUUUUGGACCAAAUUGACUUCCCUAAUGACUGCUUUAGAACUACCUGUAGGUUUUUUGCUGCGAUUUUCUGCAAUGAAAAAUGCUUUAUGAUGAACUUUUCUGAUAUUAAAAGUCAACAGAAUAAUAGAUUGAAUGCCCGUUCGUUGUGUAUAUUAUAAUUAUACAACCUGGUAAUGCACUUGAUGCCUAAUCAUGAGGGAUAAGAGAAAAUGAAAGAGAGA
Messenger RNA from Geodia barretti, 8189 nucleotides. The record is from the annotation of a GenBank genome assembly. NCBI's taxonomy places the organism in Eukaryota, Metazoa, Porifera, Demospongiae, Tetractinellida, Geodiidae.